CGGCGAGGUUUCAAGGAUCUUUGACCUUUUGAAACCCUUUUUCAACCAACCUAUAGUCCUCAUCCGCUAUUGGACAAGAAUCAUAGAUCCACGCUUCCCUCGCCCCCACAAUCUUCUCUACUCCCUCUUACCUCCAAUUAUCCAUGGCACCUUCUUUCGUACCUAACGGAGGCUUCGCCGCCGGCAAAGCUGCACCUACCUCUGUCACCGGACGACUCACCUCCGUCUACAGUGACGUCCAAAACAGCCGUAUCGACUGCGAACUCCCUCUUCCUUCGGUUCUCGAAAGGCCUUUCAAAAUUGUUGCCGGUCCGGGGAGCUCUGCUGCUGGAAAUCCUGAUGAGAUUGCGAAGCUAUUUCCACACUUGUUUGGCCAACCUUCCGCAAUGUUGGUGCCGAGCGAAACAGAGGCUCUGCCGUCGGAUCAGAAGUUGAAGAUUGGUGUGGUUUUGUCUGGAGGUCAAGCACCUGGAGGUCACAAUGUCAUUUCUGGAAUUUUUGAUUACCUGCAAAAUCGCGUAAAAGGGAGCAUAUUAUAUGGUUUCAGGGGAGGUCCUGCCGGCAUCAUGAAGUGCAAAUACGUUGAACUGAAUUCAGAUUAUAUUUAUCCUUACAGAAACCAGGGUGGCUUUGACAUGAUCUGCAGUGGAAGGGACAAAAUUGAAACACCGGAGCAGUUUAAACAAGCUGAAGAAACAGCUCGGAAGCUAGACUUGGAUGGACUUGUGGUUAUCGGCGGAGAUGACUCCAACACAAAUGCAUGCCUCCUUGCUGAGAACUUCAGGAGCAAAAAUAUGAAAACACGAGUGAUUGGAUGCCCUAAAACUAUUGAUGGUGAUUUGAAAUGCAAAGAAGUCCCUACAAGUUUUGGGUUUGAUACUGCCUGCAAGAUAUAUGCUGAAAUGAUUGGAAAUGUUAUGAUUGAUGCACGAUCAACUGGAAAAUAUUACCAUUUUGUACGACUCAUGGGGCGUGCAGCUUCACACAUUACCCUAGAAUGUGCUUUGCAAACUCAUCCAAACAUUACUAUUAUUGGAGAAGAGGUUGCUGCCAAGAAGCUGACUCUGAAAAAUGUUACAGAUUACAUUGUAGAUGUUAUUUGUAAACGAGCUAAAGUUAAUUAUAAUUAUGGUGUCAUUUUAAUCCCUGAAGGCCUAAUCGAUUUCAUUCCUGAGGUCCAGCAGCUUAUUGCAGAAUUAAAUGAAAUCCUGGCUCAUGAUAUUGUUGAUGAGGACGGAUUAUGGAAGAAGAAACUUACUGAUCAGUCAUUAAAGCUUUUUGAAUUUUUACCCCGAGCAAUUCAAGAACAAUUGAUGCUUGAAAGAGAUCCACAUGGAAAUGUUCAGGUUGCCAAAAUAGAGACAGAGAAAAUGCUGAUUCAAAUGGUUGAAACAGAGUUGGAGAAGAGAAAGCAAGAAGGCUCAUACAAGGGUGAAUUCAAAGGGCAGUCACACUUUUUCGGCUAUGAGGGGAGAUGUGGUUUGCCAACUAACUUUGAUGCCAUGUACUGCUAUGCCCUGGGUUAUGGUGCUGGAGCCCUCCUUCACGAUGGGAAAACUGGAUUAAUAUCAUCGGUUGGCAAUUUGAGUGCUCCAGUUGAAGAAUGGACCGUUGGUGGAACUGCACUGACCUCGAUGAUGGAUGUUGAAAGGAGACAUGGAAAGUUCAAGCCUGUGAUUAAGAAGGCAAUGGUGGAACUAGAAGGGGCACCCUUCAAAAAGUUUGCCUCCUUGAGGGAUGAAUGGGCCUUGAAUAAUCGCUACAUCAGUCCAGGUCCUAUUCAAUUCAAGGGCCCAGGUGCAGAUGCUGCUAAUCACACCCUGCUCUUGGAGCUUGGUGCUCGAUGCUAGGGAUAUUAUGAGGCUUUUGUUUUGUUGGUGGCAGUUUAUUUUAUUUGAAGGCGCUGCAAUUGCAAAUAAAACUGAUGAGGGUUGGUUAGAGCUUAUUUUUGUUUGGACUUUUUUGUGAACUUCUAGCGGAUGAUGGUUUCGCAAGUUGUUUGACUUGCAUUGGUUGGCAACUCGUGUUACACUAGCGUUCGGUAAAAUUUCAUCUCCAUUUCUUUUUUUCAUUUUUUAGUUUCCCACCUGAUAUCCUGGAGAGUAUAGAUAUUUUGGGGUUCGCUAUUUGCCCACCCCAUUCCAAAUUAAUCUGGAUCCUUGUGUAGCUUGAGCUCUUAA
Prosopis cineraria is the source of this 2180-nucleotide messenger RNA. Its product is annotated as pyrophosphate--fructose 6-phosphate 1-phosphotransferase subunit beta-like. Gene Ontology annotation, molecular function: diphosphate-fructose-6-phosphate 1-phosphotransferase activity; 6-phosphofructokinase activity; ATP binding. Gene Ontology annotation, biological process: glycolytic process; response to glucose; fructose 6-phosphate metabolic process. The transcript has 16 exons. The coding region runs from base 144 to 1850 and encodes 568 amino acids. The record is from RefSeq and is a predicted model, not a curated record. Gene Ontology annotation, cellular component: cytosol. NCBI's taxonomy places the organism in Eukaryota, Viridiplantae, Streptophyta, Magnoliopsida, Fabales, Fabaceae.